Messenger RNA from Pseudozyma hubeiensis SY62, 4662 nucleotides. Its product is annotated as ABC transporter. Gene Ontology annotation, biological process: transmembrane transport. Gene Ontology annotation, molecular function: ATP binding; ATP hydrolysis activity; ABC-type transporter activity. NCBI's taxonomy places the organism in Eukaryota, Fungi, Basidiomycota, Ustilaginomycetes, Ustilaginales, Ustilaginaceae. Gene Ontology annotation, cellular component: membrane. Bases 1 to 4662 code for a protein of 1553 amino acids. The transcript has a single exon. The record is from RefSeq and is a predicted model, not a curated record.
AUGCGCCUCUGCGAUCAGGAUGGAAACAUCCUGCCCGCGGCCCCCGCUUCACUCUGUCGCAGCGCCGAUUUCACCUUUGCGUUCCAACUUGUUUUCCUCCAGCUUCUGCCCGCACUGCUCUACAUCGCUCUGGGGUCUUUCGACGUCGUUUUCGCCUGGAGCAGGAAGCCUAGGUACCUCUCAACCGCAGCAGGCUCAAACAAGAACAUCUGCGCUCGAAGCACGCUGCUCAGGCUUGCAGCGCCGUGUCUCCUUGCCAUCGUCGAACUUGUGCGCCUCAUCGUCUUUUUGACGACAGACUCUGUCCAGAACGCGCUCGAGCCGGUGCACAGCUUAGUCGUUCCGGCCCUCGCUGCAAAACUUAUUGCUUCAAUCCUUCUCACUUCGCGCGCACACGUCCUGUGGCGCCGUCAAUCACGUCCCAGUACCACGAACGUGGUUUUCUUGACCGUCUGCCUCAUCUUCGAUGCAGUUUGGGUUCGGAGUCUAGCGACAUCUGGGUUUGUCUCAACAGCAGCUUUCGUCGUGUCGGUCAUCGGCGUCGUCGUCUUGCUUGCUUGCCUGGCGGUGGAGUGCCUGUCAAAACGAGAGCUGCUCAUCGACACUUGGACGCAAGGUCGGAUUGACUCGACAAAAGACAAAGACGGCUUCGCCCACCAACACAUUCAGCUGUCCGACGUCAAGCCGUCCCGAGCCCUCACUGCCAACGUCCUUUCGCGUGCUGCUCAUUUCUGGCUCCUACCCACCAUCUGGCGUGGCCACAACACGGAGUUGACCUUGGACCACUUGGAGCAGCCCGACGAUCCAGCCCAAGUGCAAAAUGACAUCGGAGACUUCCAACGCAGAUGGCAGCAUGUCUGCGACAAAAGCGUUGGCGGUCCGGGAUCCAAUGCUCUAGCUUGGACGAUCCUCUACACGUUUCGAGCAACAUUUCUUCGACCUGUACUGCCCAAGCUGCUAUUCAUUGCUGUAUCAUUUGCGCAGCCUUUUUUGAUCGAACGCACAACAUCUUACCUUCGUAGCACGACCCAGCCGCAGAUAGCCGAACCAGGUUACCACGGCUGGGGGCUUGUUGCGGCCUAUGCCUUGGUAUACUCUCUAACAGCCCUGCUUACAGCUCACUACCAGUCGAUUGUCGACGAUUCGGCGUGUAGGGUCCGUCGAACACUCGUUUCGAUCAUCUAUCAGAAAUUCUUGCGACUCAAUCACGAUGCUGCACAUUCGACGGGUGCCGGAGGUGCAACUACGCUCAUCAGCGCCGACAUGGAACGCGUAUGCAACGGCCUCGUAUUGAUCCACGAAUUCUGGGCAUCUCUGCUUCAGAUCGGCAUCGCUCUUUGGCUAGCAUACGAUCAAAUCUCGUAUGCUUUCCUCGUUCCCGUUGUCAUGACCGUGAUCAGCAUCGGGGUCACCACCUACAUCAGUAAUCGGAUGCGUUCCAUUGUCGUGCGAUGGACAAAAGCCAUGCAGAUUCGCGUCAAGACCGUCACACACGUCAUGAACAACAUCACUUCGAUCAAGCUCUCGUCCAGGUUCUCCACUAUCACUCGUCAACUGUCUAUGCUCAGAAAGGCUGAGUUGGCUGCGUUCAAAGCCGCAAUGUGGGUGGCGACGCUAUUGGUGGUAUCGGCCAACGAUUUGGAGAAUUACACGACGCUGCUGACGCUGGUCGCUUACUCGGCCAUCGCCCAGAGCAAGGCUGGACAACAGACACUGGAUACCACCAAGCUGUUCACCGUCAUUUCGGUGCUGACGCUGUUGCGUAAUCCGCUGUUCCUGCUGGCGCAGUAUGGGCCCAUGAUCCUAGCUGCGUUGGGCGCUUCAGUCGGCAUUGGAGACUUCCUGCUGAAACCCGAGCUGCAACAGCGGCACAAUUGCGACGCUGACGGUAAUUCGGCAAACCCUACAAGCUCAAUAGCUGUAGCGAAGAACCUCACCCUCCAUGCUCCUGGCGGUGGUGGCAAGCAGCUCCUUUCCAACGUCGACCUUGUCAUCAACCGUGGUCAAUUGGCUUGCAUCACCGGUGCAACAGGCACGGGUAAGACUACACUCCUUCUUGCCCUCCUCGGCGAAGUCUCUCCACUCAGCUCAGCCGAUAUCACUGUCCAACGCGAUCCUCUACACGGAAUAGCAUACUGCGCACAAUCGGCCUGGCUACAAGAUGCGUCGAUUCGUGACAACAUCCUAUUCCACUCGCCCUUUGACGCCAUCCGCUACAAAGCAGUCCAGUGGUGUUUGGACCUCGAGCAUGAUCUCGCCGUCAUGCCCGACGGUGACGCUACUUCUGUUGGUCCACAAGGCAGCAAACUGUCGGGAGGUCAAAGAAGUCGAGUUGCGCUGGCAAGGGCCUUGUAUAGCAAGAGUCCGCUGGUGAUGCUUGAUGAUCCUUUGGCAGCACUGGACGCCUCGACAAGCGUCAAGGUUGUUUCUCGCCUCUUUGUGCGUCGGCCCGUUGGACAGCAGGUGGAAGCGACAACGUCGGCGGCAACGUUGCUGUUGGGCGGUAGGACGGUCCUACUGGCCUGCCACAAGCUUCCUCCAGGUUUGCAGCCAGACGUGUCCAUCCAGCUCAGCUUUAACAAGAAGACAAGUGAAAGCUUGUCGAAGGUCAAUGUGGAAUAUGCCAACGAGGGUCAGAGCAUCACGUUCCCCCCAUUCAUAUCGGCAGUCGGGUAUGACGAAAGCACCUCCCCUCGUCUGCUCGAGAAAGCUUCGAGCGACGAUCGCAUCAACGACAACACCGAGACGGUCAAAGAGGAUGCAUCUCAUCCACGAUCGCAACUUCAGCCGUGGGCAGCAUUCAAGUUCUACUGUCGCACUGCCGGGUAUGGACGUGUCAUUAUCUACCUCGGCUUUAGCAUCUUCGCUGCCGUCUCUCUGGCAGCGAUCAACCUCUAUCUCUACUUCUGGUCCAACACCAACGAUCGACAUCCCAAUUCCAAGCUCUGGGCGUGGAUCGGAGGAUACGCCGCAGUGGUGACGCUCAAUUCGUUGGCCUUGACAGGACAGAUCUACUACCUUUUCGUACGCGUCGCACAAUCGUGUGCCGACAGGAUGCACUCUUCGCUUCUUUCUUCAACUCUGGCUGCACCGCUGUCGUACUUCCUCAACACCUCAGCGGGCAGUAUUGUGAACCGAUUGAGUCAGGACCUGUUUGUUUCAGACAACGAUAUGACCAAGGCCAUCUUCAACGUAUCUUCCAACCUCGGCGUUGUGCUGGGAAGCGUGAUGCUGCUCUCGUUGGCUUCGCCUUGGUUCCUGCUCAUCCUACCCAUCUUGCUACCAGCGCUCUGGCUGAUCAAGAGCUUCUACUUGCGAACCUCGGGGCAGAUCCGAAAGCUGGACUUGGAGUCCAAGAGUCCGCUGUACACGCUGUUUGGCGAAACGAUCGACGGCAUCGUGACGAUUCGUGCCUUUGCAGGUCACAGGGUCUUUACCAGGUUGAACGAGGUGUUGGUGUCUCGCAGUCAAAGGGCAUUCUUCUUGAAUCUGUCGUUGAUGCGUUGGUUAACCUUGGUAUCUGGCUUGAUCGUCGCGGGUAUCUCGACUGCAUUUUGUUCUCUCAGCGUUGGACUAGCACAGCGCAGUGCGCGAGAGGGAGGCUCAAGUCAGUCUACUGUGGGCUGGGUCGCGGUCGGAUUGACACAGUUGAUGAUGCUGACUGCGGCAAUCACAAUGCUUACCAAGGCGUGGACACAACUCGAACUGUGCCUGGUCGCUAUCGAGCGUCUGCAGCAGGUGGCAACGCUCGAGGCCGAGGCAGACCCCUACAAGGCCCAGUCGACAACGUCUUCAACUGCGUGCUCACUUGGAGCCAAAGUCGUCGCCCGAUCCAUCUGCGUCGAUCACGUUCAUCCUGAAACGGGCCUCGCCACCAAGGUUCUACGUAAUCUUUCCUUCACCUUGCUUCCCGGUGAAAAAGUUGCCGUGGUCGGUCGAACUGCCAGUGGCAAAUCGUCGCUCAUCUCGGCGCUGUUGCGGUUCACACCUCUUUCCGCAGGCAAUAUAUGCCUUGAUGGAGACGAUGCAAGCCAAUUCGGCUUGGCUGGAUGGAGGCAGCGCGUACUGGUGCUACCUCAACAGGCAGUGGUGGUCCCCAGCUGUACGUUGCGUCAGAACUUGUGUUUGCUUGUCGAUGAGGCUCGAACGCAACCCGCAGACUCGGAUCUCUGGCAAGCUCUCAAACGCGUCUCGUUGGACGACCUGGCCCUCAAGCUCGGCGGCUUGGAGAUACCUCUCGACCAAGCACAGAAUGGCGAGACUCAACUCAGCAACGGUCAAAAACAACUGCUUGCCCUCGCCCAGCUUUUGAUCGCAUGCCAAGCGAUUCGAGCGAGCCACGACGGCCAAAACGGCACACUGUUGAUUUUGGAUGAACCAACAGCUUCCCUAGACGAGGCAGGCGAUGCACUGUUACGCCAACUUUUGCACGAUGUCACUGCCUUUGGAGGGUUCACUACAUUGAUGGUUUCUCAUCGCUUCGGUCCUGUUUUGUGUUGCGACAAGGUCUUGCUCUUGCGCAAACACAGCAAUGCCAACGAAGAGAAUGAAGAGUCGUUCGAGUUUGGACAACCAGAACAGCUAUUCAGGGACAACAACUCGGCGUUUGGUGCUCUUGCUCGUGACGCCGGCGUUGUCGAUUGGAAGCAACACUGUAUUUGA